Molecule: messenger RNA, 1256 nt
Organism: Lepus europaeus (European hare)
Lineage: Eukaryota; Metazoa; Chordata; Mammalia; Lagomorpha; Leporidae
Gene: RIPPLY3
Product: ripply transcriptional repressor 3
Exons: 3
Coding region: 1-534 (177 amino acids)
Biological process (GO): embryonic pattern specification; negative regulation of transcription by RNA polymerase II
Cellular component (GO): nucleus
Source: RefSeq, a predicted model, not a curated record
AUGAGACCCGAGACGGCGGCUGGAGCCCCGGAGGCGCGGGGGCGCGACUGUCACUGCCCCGGGGACGGUUCCCAGCCGCACGCCGUGGAGACCUUGGACGCUGACACCCAGAGGUGCCCAGCUGACCCCAACUGGGAGCCCGGGAAGGGCUCUAUCUACCCAUUUCCAAGCGCCAGGAGUACCUGCAGAGUUCCGGGGAAAAGGUGCUGGCCAGCUUCCCGGUGCAAGCCACCAUCCACUUCUACAACGACGAGUCAGGCGGCUCUGAUUCUGAAAGCGACGGCCCAGAGGAAGAGACGCGGGCCCUGGGUGGCUGGGACCAGGAGGCGGAACGUGGCCCAGGGGCACAGGGCAGAGCCCGGCUGGUACACGGAGCUGCAGGAAGGGGUGGCCCCCUCAGCAAGGGGCAGCUCCCCCACAGCGACUCUCCCAGGGGCGGCCAGGGCUCUUCAUCCAAAUGAGUGGGGCCUCUCUCCCAGUGCCAACCUCCUCUCCCUCUGCCUCCUCCUGCUCCUGGGGACAAGGACACUGUGACCUCUGCUGGGUGUACAGAGGCUGAGGGCUGCUGGGAGAGCCCAGCUUUUACUUCUCCCUCUCGGCCUGAUUUCUCAGUGACUCCGUCACACCCUUGGGAAAGGAUCUUAGACAGAGGGAAGCUGCCUGUGCCCCUGGUGGCUGUCAGGGAAGGCAGCGGCUCUCUGCGGACCAGAUGGCCAGGGGUCCCUAGAUGGAUCAGUAGCCCAGCCCUGCCUCCCACUUGAGACUCCUCUUUAGCUAUUUCUGCAUUUGUAAAACUGAUGGGGGCAAUACAUCUGUUUUAACCCAUUGCUCACUGGCUGAUAUGGCUGCUUGGGAGCACUUUAGGGAACAAAAAUUUACUUAUGAAAAAAAUCAACAAGAACCCAAAACCCUUAUAAUUUCCGUAAGAGGAACAAAUAGCAAUUUCUGCAUUUCUGAGGGCUAAUUGUGGAUUUCAGUGUUUGUGAUGGGUGUCUAAGGGCGGUGGGUAUGAACAUACAAGCAGAAGAAUAUUAAUCUGAGCUAGGACAGCUCUGGGCUUGAUACUUGAAUGGAAUAACACUGUUCUCAACUUAAGCAUCUAAUGGAAAACUGUUUAGAAUUUUUUAUAUUUUGAUAACCAAAUAACUGAAUUCUUCAAGAUUUUUUACUUAAUUUUCUUACAUGUGGUUGUCUUCAUGUAUAGUACAUGUUAUGGUAUAAAUUUGUACUUGAAAUAAAUAUUUUGAAGGAAAGAA